Choloepus didactylus (southern two-toed sloth) is the source of this 2642-nucleotide messenger RNA. RefSeq names its product microfibril associated protein 1 (gene MFAP1). The transcript is spliced from 9 exons. Gene Ontology annotation, cellular component: U2-type spliceosomal complex. Gene Ontology annotation, molecular function: RNA binding. Gene Ontology annotation, biological process: mRNA splicing, via spliceosome. The record is from RefSeq and is a predicted model, not a curated record. Bases 142 to 1461 code for a protein of 439 amino acids. NCBI's taxonomy places the organism in Eukaryota, Metazoa, Chordata, Mammalia, Pilosa, Megalonychidae.
CAGACGGAAGUAGAGUUUCCCUCAGUCCUGCAGCAGUGUCCGGUGGACCUAGGUGGGAGGGUUUUUUCUGUUGGUUGACGUUGUCGGUGUUCACUGUUUGGAAUCAGUCAAGUUUCGGGAGUCACCACCGCUGCUAUCAACAUGUCGGUCCCAAGCGCACUCAUGAAACAACCGCCCAUCCAGUCUACGGCUGGGGCCGUUCCAGUUCGCAAUGAGAAAGGUGAGAUUUCAAUGGAAAAAGUGAAGGUGAAACGUUAUGUGUCAGGAAAGCGGCCAGAUUAUGCCCCUAUGGAGUCCUCAGAUGAGGAGGAUGAAGAAUUUCAGUUCAUUAAGAAAGCCAAAGAACAAGAAGCAGAGCCUGAGGAACAGGAGGAAGAUUCAUCUAGUGACCCCCGUCUGCGACGACUGCAGAACCGUAUUAGUGAAGAUGUAGAAGAGAGACUGGCUCGACAUAGGAAAAUAGUGGAACCUGAAAUAGUAGGAGAAAGUGACUCAGAAGUAGAAGGAGAUGCUUGGCACAUGGAGCGAGAAGACAGCAGUGAAGAAGAGGAGGAAGAAAUUGAUGAUGAGGAAAUAGAACGGCGGCGUGGCAUGAUGCGUCAGCGAGCACAGGAGAGAAAAAAUGAAGAGAUGGAAGUAAUGGAGGUGGAGGAUGAGGGGCGUUCUGGGGAGGAGUCAGAAUCAGAGUCUGAGUAUGAAGAAUAUACAGAUAGUGAAGAUGAGAUGGAGCCUCGCCUGAAGCCAGUCUUCAUUCGAAAGAAGGAUCGAGUAACAGUUCAAGAACGCGAGGCUGAAGCAUUAAAACAGAAGGAGCUGGAGCAGGAAGCAAAACGCAUGGCUGAGGAAAGGCGCAAGUACACACUCAAGAUUGUAGAAGAAGAGACCAAGAAAGAGCUGGAAGAGAACAAGCGGUCCCUGGCUGCACUGGAUGCACUCAAUACUGAUGAUGAAAAUGAUGAGGAGGAAUACGAGGCAUGGAAAGUUCGGGAGCUAAAGAGAAUCAAGAGGGACAGAGAAGAUCGAGAAGCGCUUGAGAAGGAAAAAGCAGAAAUUGAACGCAUGAGAAACCUGACUGAGGAAGAGAGACGAGCUGAGCUUCGAGCAAAUGGAAAAGUCAUUACCAACAAAGCUGUUAAGGGCAAAUAUAAAUUCUUACAGAAGUAUUAUCACCGGGGUGCCUUCUUCAUGGAUGAGGAUGAAGAAGUAUAUAAGAGAGAUUUUAGUGCACCUACCCUGGAGGAUCAUUUCAACAAAACUAUUCUUCCCAAAGUUAUGCAGGUCAAGAACUUUGGACGCUCUGGCCGUACCAAAUACACCCACCUUGUGGAUCAAGACACCACCUCCUUCGACUCAGCAUGGGGUCAAGAGAGUGCCCAGAACACAAAGUUUUUUAAACAAAAGGCAGCUGGAGUACGAGAUGUAUUUGAGCGUCCUUCUGCUAAGAAGCGGAAAACUACCUAGGAUUCAAUUACUUAUUCUUCCAACUGUGGGACAUAAGGGAAAGUCUCAGCACCUGGUCCUUGAUUUGAUUUUAUCAUUAUUUACGUGGCCACCUACUGCCAUACUUGGGACACCAGGCAGUCCAGCUUUUGAGGAAGGUACUUUGUGAGGUUUGGACUCAUGUUGAGAAACCCACAGAAAAAUACUAUCCAGGAAGGAAUAGAAGCUAAAAUAUCUUAUGCUUCAUCAAUGCUAUAGCUUCCCAUAUUUAUUUGGGACUUUUCAAUUUCUUUUCCCAGGCCCUUAGCUUGGGUCAAAAACAUGUCCAAAAACAAAGUGGACAGUGCAUUACUCUGCCUUAGGGUUAGAAGUAAUACAGCAGGAAGUCUUAAGUUCAUUGAAAACCUGUUUUGCGUUUCUUGGUUGGAGUCAAUUUUUUAGGUGAACUGAUUUUUUUAUCCAUUUAUGUAUGUCUGUCAAGAAAUAAAAAUCACACACCAAGAUUUUUUAGUAUACCAGAAAUAAAAUGUGCAGGUGGCAGGUGUCUGCCUGUUAACUAAAAUAAAGAACAACAGGGAAUUAUCAGACAGAGGAUGUUUCACAUUUUGAUCAUUCCCUUUGAUCUGAGACUCAAAGGGUUUAUUCUAAAUAGUGCCCCGAUUGAUUCCAUGAGCACGUAACAGAUGUGUUUGGUUGUCCCUGCUCCCCAACUAUAGCUGUACAUGGAACAAAAAGUUUGACCCAUGUAAUGGGGCACCCAUCUUAUUGAAUCCAAAGUUAAAGAACUGCCAGUACCUUCUCUUUGCCCAGUUAUCAGGGACGGGCACAAAGGCUCUCCAGACUGCAGUGUAGUGGCAUCAUGCUUGAGUUCAGUAAUUUUUCCAUGUAAUGUUUACUAUAUAACCACCAUGCACACAGCAGAGCACUAGGAGCUGUAGGGGUUAUUUAAUCAGUGGAAAGACUGUUUUCUCAAUUGCUUAAAAAAAUGAGAAGACUGAGAUCUUUUUACAUCCUUUAAGUACCCCACUGGGAAAAUCACUCAUAAAGCCUUUAAUGUCCUAGAAUAAAAAUAUGAAUGCAAAUAAUUACUAUGAGGUAAUAAAAGCACAUAAAGAUGAACACAAAUACAGGCCGCUGUUAUAUGCUGGGGUGGUGGGGGGGGGGCAAAUACAAUGUAAAGUUUUAUCCUAGAGCCAAAACGA